Messenger RNA from Daldinia decipiens, 1428 nucleotides. RefSeq lists its product as uncharacterized. Gene Ontology annotation, cellular component: nucleus. Gene Ontology annotation, molecular function: nucleic acid binding. The coding region runs from base 1 to 1428 and encodes 475 amino acids. The transcript is spliced from 6 exons. The record is from RefSeq and is a predicted model, not a curated record. NCBI's taxonomy places the organism in Eukaryota, Fungi, Ascomycota, Sordariomycetes, Xylariales, Hypoxylaceae.
AUGGACAUCUUUGAAGAUAUGGCUAUGGGGGACCAAUCUUUAAAGGGUCAGAAGUUUUGUCCCUGGAAGCUCGUCCGAUCUUAUCCCCAUCGCUUGACCGAUCUGGAUAAUCGAGAAGAGGUGAUAAAGGUCUUUACCAAGCUACUAUUCGAAAAUCGCACCUGGGAUUUGUUCUGCCUGUUGGAUCCUAGUAAAACUGGCAGGAAUCCUCUUCUGCUAGUCCCUAGCGCCCAGUUUGAGGAACUUCUAAAGCAUGUUAACUCCCAUCUGAAAUUACAACUCGACAUCCCAGAGGGCGAGAUUGGUAAGAACUUCUCCGUCACCUUUGGAGAUUGGGACACGCCUCUUCCUCGUUUUCUGGGCCGCGCUAGUAAUUCUACUGUUUUGGACGAGCUUGUGCUCCGUAUUCACAGACUGCCUGUAGAUGAUUUGGCUCAGCUUAGCACCGCUGCCCUGCAAAACUACAGAGCGAAGAUGGAUAAUGUGUAUGGAUCAUUGAAGCAGGUCAAGGAUAAGGCAGUAGUGAAGGCAUCAAAGAGGGCAAAAUCGAUUCGGAGAAGGAUCAGACGCCAGAAGGGUUAUGGACGGAUGACCAAGCGAGCACAGAGAUACCUCGGGCUUCGAGGCCUUUCCGGAUAUCCAUCUAGCUUAGAUAUCACGGCGACGGAUUGGAACGUGGAUAUGCCAGUCCCCUUUAAACCAGAAGGCUCUAUACGCUUUGUCUCUGUUGACAUCGAGGCAUGGGAGAAAUCGAUAAACGUAAUCACAGAAGUGGGCCUAGCAAUCCUCGACACUCAAGACACUAUAAAUGUUCCACCUGGUCGAGAUGGCUACAGAUGGUUCCCAUUGAUUAAAUCACACCACUUCAUAAUUGAAGAGCAUAAGAAAAAGAUAAACUAUAAAUAUGUCCAAGGGUGUCCUGGACAAUUCAACUUUGGCGAUUCUAAAUAUGUUGGUGUAAAUGAAAUUGGCAGGGUAAUCAGCAAGAUUAUCGGAGACACUGAGUCUCCUGAUCAAAGACCAGUUAUCAUAGUAGGACACGCCGUCUGCCAAGACUUAACUUACCUCAAGAAACUCGGAUAUAAUAUCUGGCAGGCGCCACAAUUUAUAGACGAGAUAGAUACGAGGUCGAUGUUUCAACAUCUAAAAAAAACUACUAGCGGUGGUGGUCUCAUAGCUCUUUGCAAAAGUUUAGGGAUGCUAUGCAGUAAUUUCCACAACGCGGGAAACGAUGCAACGUAUACGCUGCGCGCUAUGAUUAGUAUCGCGGUCAAGCAGAUGAUGAGUGACUCCGGGGGACAGAAGGAAGCGAACUCUAAUGAAUUAGAGGAGGAUGAAUGGAGCGAUGGUAUAAUGGACGACGGAGGUCCGCCUCAAAAGUCAGCUGAAUGGAUGCCGAAGCCAGUUCACAAAACUAAAAGCACAUAA